CGUGACUAUGGUUGCCCAAAUGGUAUUCGUUUUAAACAUGGCGGUGUCAACACGAUGCUGCGUUGGUGUUGCCGCAAGAUGCACAUGGUUAUUGUUUGUUUACUUGUGGUGAAGAUCAAUCCUUUUUAUUUUUUCCAUAAAAUAAGUACUGACUGACAAAUAUACCUACGUCUCUUCUACAAAAAUAAUUUGGUUGUCCUAAAAAUCAAUAGCAUGGUAAGAAUUUUAUUAGACAUGUUUGUAUUGGUUUGCUUGUAGGAGGCAUACAUUUGUUCUGUCUGCAAUGAGACUACAGGCAAGACCAUUGCCUCUGCUAGACAUCAUAUUUGUAUGAACGGACAUGAAAAUGUAUGGAUUUUGGACAAAUAGGUAUGUGUAUCCAUACGAUCCUACCGCUUCCGAGACCAGUUCAUAUGUAGAAACGGAAGAAAUGCUUACGCAGCAAUCGGACGAAGUGUUUACUGAACAAACUGAUAUCUGUGGUGCUUCUACUUCAAAUGUCGAGGACGAGAAUGUAGUGCCAAUACUAUGGCCUGUUCCAGCAAAAAAGCUUCUAAUAGAAUUGUAUCCAAAAUUUGCCAAAAGAUUUUCUGAUCGACUUAUUAUCUCGAAGGAGCAGAUGUUUGCAAAACUUGCAGCUGAAAUGGCACAAUUUGGGUAUAAGUAUACAACAACUCAGGUUAAGUACAGAUGGCGGUGUUUCGAGCGGUCUUAUAAAAAUUUUAUAAAACAUACAAAAGCAACAGGACGAGAAUAUAAAAAAUUGGAAUUUUAUGACGAGCUACAUGACAUUUUCCAUAACGAACCACGAUUUCAUCCAGAAAUUGUUACAUCAAGUGUAAUCACAGUAACAAAAGAAAUUUCAAAAGAAAAUGUACCGCCGGUAGAAGAGACAUUACUGCCACAAGAGCAGCAUGAAACUACAAGAAAUGAGACAAACACUGCAGAUGUCGCAUCAGACAAACCAGCCAGUGCCAAAAGGGAACAAAGUACUCGUAAGGAGGGGUACAAACCCACUUCCUCUGUUCUCCAACAAUUACACAUGGAGAUGAAACGAAAAAACAACUUGACCGAAAAGAAAUUAGUAAUAGAACAGGAAAGAAACACAUUACUGGAACGCAAAUUAAAUUUACUCGAAAAGUAUUUAGAUAACAAAUGAA
Molecule: messenger RNA, 1160 nt
Organism: Photinus pyralis (common eastern firefly)
Lineage: Eukaryota; Metazoa; Arthropoda; Insecta; Coleoptera; Lampyridae
Exons: 4
Coding region: 341-1159 (272 amino acids)
Source: RefSeq, a predicted model, not a curated record